CCGGGCCGGAAGUGGCUCGCGCUCGGUCUUUCCGCGCCGGCGACUGGGCGGUCGACGGUGCUGAGCGGAGCGUCCGUGUUGGGGGUUCGCGGCCAACCGCUGCCGUCGCUCUCCGCGGCUGAGAGAACAUGGUGGGCCGCAACAGCGCCAUCGCCGCCGGAGUCUGCGGGGCCCUCUUCAUCGGCUACUGCAUUUACUUCGACCGCAAGAGAAGGAGUGACCCCAACUUCAAGAACAGGCUGCGAGAACGAAGAAAGAAACAGAAGCUUGCCAAGGAGAGAGCUGGGCUUUCCAAGUUACCUGACCUUAAAGAUGCUGAAGCUGUUCAGAAGUUCUUUCUUGAAGAAAUACAGCUUGGUGAAGAAUUACUAGCUCAAGGUGAAUAUGAAAAGGGUGUAGACCAUCUGACAAAUGCAAUUGCUGUGUGUGGGCAGCCACAGCAGUUACUGCAAGUGUUACAGCAAACUCUUCCACCACCAGUGUUCCAGAUGCUGCUGACGAAGCUCCCAACAAUUAGUCAGAGAAUUGUAAGUGCUCAGAGCUUGGCUGAAGAUGAUGUGGAAUGAUGAAAAAUGUCAACAUAAUAAAAUCGCACUUCAAAAUAUUUUUAAAAUUCUUGGAAGUUGAGUGGCUCUGGGGGAAUAAACACAAAUAAGCUUGUUAAUGGACUGUACUACACUGAAAUCUACCAAAGUUCUUGUUUGCUUUGUGUAGAUCCAUUUGUCUGUUUUAUUUAUUUUCCCAGUGAAAAGUGUAUUUUGAUAGAAAGCUUUUCAUUUUAUAAAUACACUAGAAGUCACCAAAAUAUGAAUUUUGUCUAAAACAUGCAAGUUACAUACAUAACAGCAUACUAAACUAUAUACAAAAAAAUGGUGAAAGAAAGCUGAGGAGUGCUACUUUUUGUAAACUAGCACAUUUUGAGAUAAAUUAGAAAAUUAAAUGGAAACUUGGCUGUGUUGUGAAAACUGAUCAUCGAAGUUUCUUCCCGAGCUCAUUCAGUCUAAUGUAACCCUGUACGGUGUGCUGCUGUGCUGUGCUAACAACCGCAGCCUGUCCUGCGGUGUCAGUCCUGAGACAUUGUGCUUACCUCCGUGGACUGCGUUCCUGUGUCCUGGAUAUUUACCUCCACAUGUUUGGGAUAUGUGGAGUUGCAAAAAGCACUAGGAAUUAGAUCUGCAUACGUCACUAGUCUAGCUACGUGAUCUUCGCCAGUUCCCGUUGUUUCACUGUGUUCAUUUGUGAACUGAGGAAAUGAGCCUCCUGGUUUCUGAAGUGUCCCUUUCCACUCCAAUUCACUUGAUUUUCUGGUGGACAUUUUCAAGUCACCUUUACCUGAGAAGUUUAUUUGGGCAAUCUUGUCUGGCACUUUUUUUUUUUAAUGUUCUGAAUUUUGCAUGCUUGCUUGACUUAGAAUUUCUGAAUUGAUGUUUUUAAAAAUGGUGUAAAUACCUUCUUGCUUUUCACUGAAAAUAUAUGGGCUGUCACUGUUCUGUAAAUUAAACUAAAAGUUAACCUUUA
Ochotona princeps (American pika) is the source of this 1518-nucleotide messenger RNA. RefSeq names its product translocase of outer mitochondrial membrane 20 (gene TOMM20). Gene Ontology annotation, molecular function: transmembrane protein transporter activity. NCBI's taxonomy places the organism in Eukaryota, Metazoa, Chordata, Mammalia, Lagomorpha, Ochotonidae. Gene Ontology annotation, biological process: tRNA import into mitochondrion; protein targeting; protein import into mitochondrial matrix. Gene Ontology annotation, cellular component: mitochondrial outer membrane; mitochondrial outer membrane translocase complex. The transcript has 5 exons. The coding region runs from base 129 to 566 and encodes 145 amino acids. The record is from RefSeq and is a predicted model, not a curated record.